AUGAAUGUUCUUAAAAUGGUCCUCAAGAAGGACAUUAAGCAACGAAACAAAAAGGACUUGGAAAAAAUGGUAGUGGAGCUAAAGCAAAUCAAAUUUUUCCAAGAGCGACAGAUCCCUGAUAAAAGUUAUAUUGAUAUUGCUCAAUCACUGACUUAUCUGAAGUUACCAAAAGGGGCUAUAGUCUUUGAAUAUGGAACUCUAGGUGACCUGUUCUAUAUUAUUCUUAAGGGCACUGUGAGUGUGCAUGUUCCUAAUAAAAAGAAGAUUGAAAUGAUGGAAAAAGAGAAAUUUGGAAAUAUUAUCCCAACAACAGCGAGCAAGCUCCAUCCAAAUAAUAAAAACGAUGAAAAUGCAGACCGUGUCGGAGAAUUGCCAAUUUCAAAGAGAGCAUCUCGAAUUCCAGGAAGAAGGCGAUCCACUCUGAUGAGAGGGUUUGUCAGCACUCUUGGUAACAAUGCUAUUAGGGAGCUACUAGAUGACCCUAUCUUCGAUGAAGUAUGAAAAUUUAAGGCAGGCAAAAGUUUCGGAGAGCUCGCCUUAAGAACAACUAAACCUAGAGCAGCCAGAAUUGUGUGUGAUACAGACUGAGAAUUUGCUUGAAUGCGAAAAGAUGAUUAUUCUAAGGUCCUUCAAAAAAUUGAAGAACGCUUGGUGAAUGAUAUGAUAGUCUACUUCCAAAGCAUACCAUUAUUCUCGAAUUGGUCGAAAUAAUUUGCUCACUAAGCUAAUGUUCCAAGUUGAGAAAUAAGUCAUUUAUAAAGAACCAAAAGGUUAUUAAAGAAGGAGAUCCUAUAAAAGAGAUAUACAUUAUUAAAAAGGGUGAAUUUGAGGUAUACUCUAAAUUCAAACAGAAGAAGGAAGAUCAUCUUCAUAUCAGUAAUAAGCUACUUGGGAAAAAUUACUUAGAAAAAUUCCUUAAACCAAAAAGGUCUUACUUGUCCUUACUCGGAGUUGGCCAGCUCAUUUGUGAUAACGAUCUACUGGAAGGCUGCAAGAAAGUUAUGGAAAAGCAAAGAAAUGAAGCCUUAAGCAAGGAACCUAAUGAUACUGGUGCAACAACUAUCAAUAAUAAACCUAUGUCAAAACCAAUGUUCACUUUUGCAAAUUUGGAUGCAAAAUCAAGUGUUACAGUGACCUGAAAUUCCUUAAAAGGUCAUUUGUUAUGAAUAAAAGCAGGCCAGUUUCUAAAGGCUAUGAAGAAGGAUAUAACCACUUGGAAAAGCUUCGAGACUCAUUGAACUAGAAAACAAGGGGAAAACAAUGCUCGGGUCACUCAGAUUCAUCACAUAUUGGAAAACAAGUUUGAAGAUGAAUCAAAUGAAAGUUGAUUUUCACCUAGUGGGGCACAGCACAAAGCAUGUUUCUCAACCUCGGUCCGUUUUCGGCGGAAUAAAUUUCAAAAUAAGCUAGAGAUAAUGGGAGAAAUCAAUUCAGAAAAAUAACAUCCCUGAGAUGAAGGAUAACUUCAAAAGAAUAGAGUACAAGAAGAUUUUUGAAAUGGAUGAAGAAAAGGAGGAAAAGCCUCAGAAAGAAGUUGAGUGAAGUAUCAUAUUCAGCGAUAAUGCUGGCAACCUAAGAAUUUCAAGACCUUCUAAACAAUUAUCUACCACAGUAAACAUGCUAGAUUCAAGGGAUUUCUCAAGAAGGCGUAAUACUAAGUAUAAUAUCAUGGGGGAAGCCCUUCAAAGUGAUGGGCAAAAUACAGAUAUGUCAGAAUCUCUUGACUUUGAUUCUGAUUCAGCAGAUGAUGACCACCAUUCUAAUGAAAUUGGAGCCCGCAAUAUGCCUUUUCUCAAAUCUAUUUGUAAAUAAAAUAUGGAAGAAGCCUAAAAACGAGAACUAUAAUAAAAUGAGCCAGGUUUCGACAUACUUGUCUUCAAACCAUGAUAGUACCAGGAUGAGUUAUUCCACAAGGAGGAAAAGUAGAAGAGGGAAGGUUAAGGAUUCUCUAAGUGUGAGUGGGACAAAAUCAUUUACAAAGAAACUCUCCUCCUCUCGAAAGACUAUCUAUCUUGAUGAUAAAAACAACAUAGUCAACCCAGUCACCAAAUCAAUCAUCCAAGGUCAAAGCAUGCAAAAGAAGAGGAAUAUUCAGAAAAUCGUCUUUGAACCAAGCUCUUCAGAAGGAAUCUGGGAUAACUAUAGUAGCACACAUGGAGAUAAUGAGAGUAUUUUUGAUAACUCAGUGAACUCCCCUGGUAUCAUAAAGAAUUUAAAGUACCCUAACAUCAUCCCUGAAUCUGGAACUUUAGACUUCAACCCGGGUCGAAACAAAUUUAAAGGGCGGUUUAAGAGUGUCUCUCCCAUUAGAGAAAACCCGACAAAGACAAGUUAUGGUAUGAGACAGUAUAAGAGAAAUCUUAUUAGCAACAACGGUAGGUUCUUUAACCAGCGCAGGAGGCGGAUAAAAAUAAGCAAAGUAAAGAUGAAAAACAAAAUAUCCAAGUUGAUGGAGACUUUCCAGAGUAUUCCAAUUAAAAUACAGCAUCGGAAGCUUCGUCAACCUGCUCCUAAAGAGAGCAGAAAGAAGAUCAAUCUGAACAUAAUUAACUAAUUUUAUUUUAUUAAGGCCAACAAUUUUCAAAC
This is a messenger RNA of Moneuplotes crassus, 2586 nucleotides long. The record is from the annotation of a GenBank genome assembly. Lineage: Eukaryota; Ciliophora; Spirotrichea; Euplotida; Euplotidae.